Notothenia coriiceps (black rockcod) is the source of this 370-nucleotide messenger RNA. Its product is annotated as enoyl-CoA delta isomerase 2, mitochondrial-like. Gene Ontology annotation, molecular function: fatty-acyl-CoA binding. The transcript is spliced from 3 exons. NCBI's taxonomy places the organism in Eukaryota, Metazoa, Chordata, Actinopteri, Perciformes, Nototheniidae. The record is from RefSeq and is a predicted model, not a curated record. Bases 113 to 349 code for a protein of 78 amino acids.
AGUGGUGUAAACACUAGCUGCCGGUCAGCUUCAUGGUGGCUACGCUAAUAAGCUAGUUAACUCUUCCCUUCCUCCUCACGCCCGAACUUUGUACCCCUUUUUCCGGCUUUAAAUGGCCGGCGUCGCCCUGAAGCUGUCCGCUCCUCUGCGCUUUGUGAAGCUAAGAAGCUUGAGCAGAUUCUCCUCCGUUCCCAGCCUGAGGUUCCACACCGCAGGGUCUCCUGUGAUGGGUGCGACGGUUGAGCAGUUUGAGCAGGCGAAGAACACGAUGUCAACGCUGAAAAACGACCCGGGAAACGAAGCCAAGCUGAAAAUCUACGCUCUGUUCAAACAGGUGAAGCUUUAUUAAAGAUACAUAUUCUAUUAUUGU